UUGUAUUUUUUACUUAACAUCUAUAAUAUUUCCAAUUGAAAACUUUUUAUUGUCGAAAUAUAUUUCAUAAUCAAGUCUUGCACAGUAACAUUUCCUGAAACAUUAAAAGUAAUUACUCGUUAUUAUACGAUUCAGUCCCAGUCAGAGUUUUGCUAUUCUUCUUUCACUGUAUUUCUUUAAAGAUCAGCGAUUGAACUACACGAUAUAAUUCCAUUCGUGUAGAAUACCUAAUGUGUAAUUACCAUUGCUUUGUCGUGCGUUUAACGAUUUUCGCAAUUGGUAGUAGGAAAUGUGGCAUUUAUCUUUUUUCGAUGGAAUUAUAUUUCCAAGAGACAAGAUUGCAAAAAAAAACUAGUUAAUGCAUGGAUAGCUGUUUUCUUCUUCUAUGAUAUGUAUGCAAUAUGUCUCUGUAACAUCAUGGUUGAAAUACACUUCAUGUCUUUCUGACAUAGACUGUUAAUAAAAUUUUAAAAUGUGCGUACAAAUAAUGAGUUCUGUCUCGGCUUCUAUCUCAUUGUAUUACGCGACAUAUAAUAGCGAUUGAUCCAUGUUCACUUGAGUGGGGAUGCACCGUGUGGGGAUGGACUUGGAGAGACGGACCAUGCAAUCUUAUUUCCUUCUGAACUAGAGUACUGAACAAAUGUGCUGAGACUAAUAUCUCUAUUUCUAAAUAUAUUCAAAAUUAUUUGCAAAUGGUGAUCACGAGUACCGUUAGCCCGAUGCUGAUAAUUGGUCUUCGAUUCUUUGGUUUUUGGCCGGGUGUAUCAUAUUCUACCAUUCAUUGGCUGAGCUUUAUGUCGAGCAUGCUGAUUAUACAGUACUUCCAAUAUUUGUACAUAUUUACUCAUCUGAAGAUCAGCGAGUUAACAAAUCUUGUUGACAGUUUGAUGGUGACUUUAGUUUACAGCUUGACAUUUCUGAAAUUGAUUGGUCUGUGGAUACAUCGGCGAGUUCUUCAUAAAAUUUUGGUGGAUAUGGAUAAUGAUUGGCGCGAGUGCAUCAACGUCGAUCAGCAUUUACAUAUAAUGACAAUCAAAGCUAACGUAUCACAUUUCUGUUCUAACGUCUUGUUAAGCAUUAAUACGAUUGGUUCGGCACUUUACCUCUUAGGCGAUGACGUAGUUCGUUUUAUAUUUCCAACCAAAGAUUACAACGUUACUAUACGGCAGCUUCCUAUAAAGAUACAAUUUCCCUUUGAAACUCAACAAUCGCCGAUAUUUGAAUUUUUCGUUGUAUCAACAUUUUUACAUGGGAUGUUACAAGUAUGGUCGAUCGCUAUUCUAAAUGGAUUGAUCAUUACUUUGGUGCACCAUGUAAGCGGACAAGUUGAUGUAAUAUGUCAAGAGUUCAGAAAUAUUUCCAGGACUACUCUUUUGUAUAGAUCUUCCUUAUCUUCGUUUGGAAUAUUGGUCAAGAGACAUAACAGAAUCAUUUCAUUUUCCGAGAACAUCGAAGAACUCUUCUCCUUCAUUGCGCUAAUGCAAGUUGUUUGGAAUACACUAGUUAUUUGUUGUCUAGGAUUUAUUAUUAUACUUUCAAUUCAUAACGAAACUGGCGUUUUUGCGUUAAUGAAAACUAUGAUUGCUUAUUUGGCUAUAACAAUGGAGGCCUUUAUUAUUUGCUUUGCCGGUGAAUAUCUUAGUUUUAAAGGCAAAUCAAUUGCCAGAGCAACAUACGAGACGCCAUGGUAUGAUAUGCCGUCAAAACAAAAUAAAAUUAUAAUAUUUAUAUUGAUGAAAUCACAAAAGCGACUGGCAAUCACGGCGGGAAAAAUGAUGGAUAUGUCGUUCGAAACCUUUACAAGUAUUAUGAAAGCGUCAGUAUCAUAUGUAUCAGUUUUGUAUGCUAUGUUAUGAUACGAACAAAAUCAAGCAGUAUCUAUUUUCUGAAAGUAUAUUACGUAGUUAAAAUA
This is a messenger RNA of Temnothorax curvispinosus, 1912 nucleotides long. RefSeq names its product odorant receptor 13a-like. Gene Ontology annotation, molecular function: olfactory receptor activity; odorant binding. The transcript has 6 exons. Gene Ontology annotation, cellular component: plasma membrane. Lineage: Eukaryota; Metazoa; Arthropoda; Insecta; Hymenoptera; Formicidae. Bases 693 to 1856 code for a protein of 387 amino acids. The record is from RefSeq and is a predicted model, not a curated record. Gene Ontology annotation, biological process: sensory perception of smell; detection of chemical stimulus involved in sensory perception of smell.